AUGGCUGCCAAUGUGCCGGCAGCAGAUCAUGAUGAUAUGAAAGAUUUCGAGGACGAGCAGCCACUAGGCAUUUCUACUGCGAUGCUUUUUUUGUCCGACCAUUCUUGCUUGAAGCUGGUGGAGUUUGUGUCCGAGACCGCAGUGCAGGAAGCACAUGAGAUUCUCAAAGAACUGUAUGUGAACUUCGGCACCAAGCAGCCAGUGCUUAGCAAGUACCGGGCUGCCUUUCAGUGGGUUCAGGACGAGUACAGUGUUUUGCCAGUGACUGCAAAGAAGAAGGAGAUCCAGGAGGUGCAGCUGCUGAAGGACAUCCUUACGCUGUUGGCGACAGACGGCGACGGUGGCGAGGAUGGGGGCUCCGAUGCCUCAUCAGAUUCAGGUGCUGAGGACUCUGCAGGGGAGGAGUCGUCCGUUGCUGACGAACCCGCUGCAGAAGGGUCUGACAUGGAUACGUGUGACACGCAGGUUCCUAUGCAGUCCAGUGCCGAUGAGUCAAGUACGAAGAGUAAGGUUUUGCCGCCAGUGCCGAAAUUCAGUGGCGGGGCGAAAGAUCCAAGCUUCGUUGAUUCCGAGCCCUCUGCAAGUGAGAUUCCCUUGAAAUCUCAGACCCCAGAUUCCUCCUUGGCCCCCAGCCCUGAUGAGAUGCCUGCGAAAUCCGAAGCCGCAGAUUUGACCAUUCGCCCCAGCACUGAGAUUCCCCCAUGA
Messenger RNA from Symbiodinium sp. CCMP2592, 705 nucleotides. Lineage: Eukaryota; Dinophyceae; Suessiales; Symbiodiniaceae. The record is from the annotation of a GenBank genome assembly.